Messenger RNA from Sardina pilchardus (European sardine), 4613 nucleotides. It is a transcript of the gene mapk8ip1a, whose product is annotated as mitogen-activated protein kinase 8 interacting protein 1a. Gene Ontology annotation, biological process: JNK cascade; regulation of JNK cascade. Bases 735 to 3308 code for a protein of 857 amino acids. The transcript is spliced from 11 exons. Gene Ontology annotation, molecular function: JUN kinase binding; MAP kinase scaffold activity. Gene Ontology annotation, cellular component: cytoplasm. NCBI's taxonomy places the organism in Eukaryota, Metazoa, Chordata, Actinopteri, Clupeiformes, Clupeidae. The record is from RefSeq and is a predicted model, not a curated record.
GAGAUGGGCAGAAUGAGAGAAUAGGAGCAGAGUAGGCACAGCCAUGCUGUCAGUAGGCUAAAGCCAUGAUGAGAUUACUGACAGACACACACACGCACACACGCACGGCACACAGACCACAGCCAAGCAGGUCAGUGGACAUGGACUCAGAGAGCAGCCCUGGGAGUAAUAGAGCCCUUAUCGCUCUUGUUGUUUUCCAUGAGGAGUAGUACAUUUCCUGCUUUAGUUAGAGUGUUUCUGAGUGUAGCUCCUAAGAAAAGGCAGAUCUGGUCUGAUGUUCUUAUUGUUGUCAGUGAGAGGAUGGCCCCUGACAGUGGCACAGAUGUGUCUGCUUUAUUUGUGCGCUGUGCUGUUUAUUGUUCUCUGAUUGAAUUAGAGUCGCCGGCAGCAGAGAGAGAAGGAAGACGACCAGCCUGGUGAUGUCAUGCCGGGCUGUGAUUGGCUCGUUCGCUCUUGCUCUCUCCCCCACAGCUUCACUCUCCUCUCUGCAGCCACCUCCCUCCCUCCCUCCUUCACACUCUCUGCCUCUCCCUCUCUUUCUCUCUCUCUCUCUCUCCCUCCCUCCCUCCUUCACACUCUCAGCCUCUCCCUCUCCCUCUCUCUCUUUCUCCCUCCCUCCCUCCUUCACACUCUCAGCCUCUCCCUCUCCCUCUCCCUCUCUCUCUCUCUCUCUCUCCCUCUCCCUCCCUCCCUCCUGACUCUCGAUGCUGCCUGCCUGAUCUUCCCAGGGUCACAUGACUGAGGCAGCCAAUGGGGCGGCCGGGCUGGCGGAGAGGAGGAGGGGGGCGGUGGAGCUGCAGUCGGAGAUGCUCCACUUGGACCUGAUCGAUGCAGAGGAGGGUGGGAUCCAGGAAGACGACGAGCGGCAGCAGCAGGAGGAAGAGGAGCCGAGGAGGAGGAGGACCGCCACCACGAGCACGACGACCACCACCACGACGACGAGGAGGAGGAAGGAGGCCGUCCAUGCGGGCCGGCAGCCCACACGCCAGCCGCGGGAGGGGCCAGGGGGAGCCGCGCCGCCCGACCUCCGACAACCUCUGCUGAGGGAGCCAGCCCCCGCCACCAUGGACACGUACCGGCCCAAGAGGCCCACCACCCUCAACCUCUUCCCCCAGGUGCCUCGCACUCAGGACACAAUAAACAAUAACUCCUCUGGGGACAAGGACAGGAGGAAGGACAAGGGGAAGGACAAGGGGAAGGAGAAGUCAACAGGGGAACAGGGUGGCGAUGGAGGCAAAGGGCAGAGGGUGGACCGGACGUGCUCCAAGCGCUCCAGCGGCCCCACCUCCACUUCCACCUCCACGUCCACUCACAAGGCUGCCGGGGACGCCAAGCCUCAGAAGAAGCCCUCGACCGCUCAGCACCAGAAGCCCUCCGCAGCCAAGUCCAGCGCAGCCAAGUCCGGCACGGCCAAGCCCGCCACAGCCAAGCCCGCCACAGGGAAGCCCGGGGCAGUGAAGUCCAGCGCAGGGAAGUCCACCACCACCUCCACCACCACCACCACCACCACUGCCACUGGCGAGCCAGCCAUGAGGGAGACGAGCGGGGAGCCCCUGCGGGAGCAGGUGCACAGCUGCCGGGCAUCGGUGGCCAGCGUGGAGGGCAGCGUGGAGAAGGCCCACUACAACAAGGUCAACGGGAGCCGGGAGACGGUGCGCUACCCUGCCGCGCAGAACGCCGAGCGCGUGUGCAGGGAGCAGGAGCGCUACCCGCGCUACUUUGGCGGCGUCGAGAUGAACUAUGCGGACGGAGACGACCAGCCGGAGGAGGAAGAGGAGGAGGAGGAGGAUGAGGAGGAGGAGGACGUGGUGGUCAUGCGGCAACGCAGCAGCAGCAGCAGCGGCCGGCACUCCCUGUCCCAGAGCAGCGACAGCAACCGCAUGUCACAGAGCAGCGACAGCAACCGCAUGUCCCUGAGCUCGGACAGCGAGGCCCCUCCGCCCUGCCCGCAGCACCACCACCACCACGGCCAGCCCAAGCCCUCCAUCAGCGAGGAGGACGAGGAGGACGACGGCGUCUACCCCCCCACGCCCCCCCGCCGGACAGUCAGCCUCAGCGAGGCCGUGGGCAGGGAGACGGCCUGGAGGACCAUAGCGGAGGUGGACGAGGAGGAGGAGGACGAUGUGGUCCUCAACGGGGCCGGAGGGGCCGUAGGGGCCGCAGAAGUGACCGCAGUGACCGCAGUGACCGCAGCUGGUGCAGGAGCAGCGGCAACAGUGGAGGCGGACGGGAAGCCUGCGGCCGCAGAGCCGGCGGUCAGCAGCUCGGACGCCAGUGGCCUGUCGUACGACUCGGUCAAGUACACGCUGGUGGUGGACGAGCACGCCAAGCUGGAGCUGGUGAGCCUCAAGCAGUGCUACAAGGCCUACCAGGACAGCGACAGUGACGACAACACCGUCUACGAGUCGGCGCUGGAGGAAGAGGAGGAGGAUGAGGAGGGCAGGGAGCGGCCGCACCGGCGCCUGAAGCGAGAGCAGUCCUCGGGCCUCUCCAUGGCCACCACCACCGACUCCAGCUCGGACGCGCCGCGCUCCCGCAAGUUCCGCAACGUGUUUGUUAACAAACGCGCCUCUCGCUUGUCAGGUGCAGAGACGUUUGGCCUGUUCUCCUGUGUCAUCGCUGGGGAGGAGCGGGAGCAGAGUCACAGAGCAGUCUUCAGUGCUGACUAUAAGUUCGUCCCGCGUCACGAGGACGAGCUGGAGCUGGAGGCGGACGACCCGCUGCUGCUGGAGGCCGAGGCGGAGGACCUGUGGUGCGAGGCCUACAACAUGCGCACGGGCGCACGCGGCAUCUUCCCCGCCUUCUACGCCGUCAAGGUUGCCAAGGAGACCGUGCAAGCCAAAGAGGAGAAAAAUGACUGGGUGGAUACCUUCUGGGUGAAAUUCCUUGGCUCUGUUCAGGUGCCAUAUCAUAAAGGAAACGAUGUUCUUUGUGCAGCUAUGCAUAAGAUUGCUACAAACAGAAGGGUGCAGAUGCAGUUCAGUCCUCCUUCAAUGUGCGUAGUGGAGAUCAACAUGAGGGGCGUGAAGAUCAUCGUCCAAGACGACUGCCGGACUGCAGACAGAGGGGAUAAGUGUUGUCACUUCUUCCAGCUGAAGAACAUUUCAUUUUGUGGAUGCCAUCCAAAAAACAAAAAGUAUUUCGGGUUGAUUACCAAACACCCAGCCUAUCAGAGGUUUGCCUGUCACGUCUUCUUCUCAGAGGAGUCUACCACGGCCCUAGCCGAGUCUGUGGGGAAAGCAUUCCAGCAGUACUACAAAGAACACAUGGCGUACUCUUGUCCAACAGAAGACAUCUUCCUUGAAUAACACUGCACCUACUUAAUGUUUUGCAUCACGAUAGAUCAUUUAUAAGGUGUUGCAUGAUGGAUAAUAGAAACCCAUUUAAUGGUUGUUUUUACUUUGGGGUCUGGUGUAGACAAACAUAUAGGUUCACAUCCAUCUUAAGUGUCAUGACAUCGGCAUCCGUACUACUGGAAUCGCCAUUUCUAACUGAGUCUACCUACCUACCUACCUACCAGCUUUAUGGAAAGACCCAUAUCUUUAUAUUGCUAUAUUCCAGGUCUGACGUUGAGAGACAUGAGAGGUAAUGUUGUAUAAAACAUGAACAAGCAGGUUAUAAUGUGCAGUUCCUAUCUAUGGACUUAAAGCACAAGACCAUACAGAUGACACCGACCUCUCUCAGAGCUAGACCAGACUUCCAGGGGCCUCUUGCUCCAGCCACCCACACAUGUAAUUCAUUGUAUCUCACAGCAUAUAGAUGGUCUCGAGAUCAGUGCGAAACACAUCUCCACGUCCGUUUGUAAGGCUAAGUGUUUGUCGGCACAAGCAGUGUAACACAGCCAAAAGUAAGCUGGGUUUCUCUCUCUCUCUCUCUCUCUCUCUCACUGAAUGUUGACUACCCGUUGUGUUUUCUUCCUUGGCUCACGGCUAGUUGCCAUGGAGCUGCUGUUCAAAACGAGUGCUAGUUUUGCCUCACUGUUAAGAGUGGGGCCUCAUUGGACUCCCUGACUGCUACUAUACUCCAAGCUCUUGCGUAGCCUAUUAAUACCAAAUAUAUUGAAUUUAUUCAACUGCUCAAAAACUAUUAUUAAAUAAUAUUUAAGUUGCUAAAAUUAAAAGGUGAGGAGUUGAAGCUUGAACAUACUGAACGAUGUUUAAGGUCAGAUAACGUAAAAUGAAUACAUGGAAGCUGAAUACUGGAGUGUUCGGUGUCAUAUGCUCAUCAGCUACAUCUCUGGCAUUAUGUGUAUAUAAGUGUUUCACCUGAAUCUUGACAAAACCAGUGGAUGUGAUUGGAGAGAGAUGUGUGAAUAAGCCUAAUGCUGAAUGUCCAGUUUUAAUGUGACCGUGUCUCUUUCAGUGAAGCAGAAUUAUGAACAAUUGCAGAUUAUAUUAAUUAUUUAAUACUACGUUCAAAAAUACCAAAAGUUAUCAGCCUUGUGUCUGUGGGUGGUAGAAGUGAGGCCAUGCGUGUCUUCAUAUCAAUCAUGCAAAAUCACAGAUUGUGCCUAUUUUAUUUUAUUUUUGGUUGUGAUUAUACAUUGUAUAUUGUCUUUUUUAUUUUGAAUGAUUCUGUGAGCACUGUGGAACUCCUAUUAAAUGCUAUUUGUA